This is a messenger RNA of Amblyraja radiata (thorny skate), 3530 nucleotides long. RefSeq names its product Ral GEF with PH domain and SH3 binding motif 2 (gene ralgps2). The transcript is spliced from 22 exons. The record is from RefSeq and is a predicted model, not a curated record. Gene Ontology annotation, cellular component: plasma membrane. NCBI's taxonomy places the organism in Eukaryota, Metazoa, Chordata, Chondrichthyes, Rajiformes, Rajidae. Gene Ontology annotation, biological process: Ras protein signal transduction. Gene Ontology annotation, molecular function: guanyl-nucleotide exchange factor activity. The coding region runs from base 481 to 2466 and encodes 661 amino acids.
CGGGGGGGCUCAGAACCGUGCCUUGCUGGGGCAGUGGGCGCGAGCUCUCUGACGCAGCCCGGAUUGCGGCCGCGAGAGGCGGAGAAGGAGAAGCGCGACGCUCGCCCCCAACGAACCGCCUUUGCGCGAGGCUGUGCUUGCGGCGGUUGCGUGACUGCAUUCUCUCCACACGACCGCCCCUCCCCCCGGCGGUGGCGGCAGCACCGCCACCACCAACAACAACAGCGGCGGCGGUGGUAGCAGCGUAGACCGGGGAUUGGGAUGUGUGCGAGGAUCAGAGACAGUGUCAGCGGCGGCAGCGCCUGGCUUCUUCGCGCAGCUUCGACCCGGACACGAUACAGAUCUUCGUGAAUCCUACUUUUCUCCAAUGAUUGAUAGCUGGCCAUUACUUUUGAUGUUGUCUGCCAAUUUUGAGUCAUGAAGCUCAUGUCUUGACCAUGAACUUUCAUUAGCACUGCUGUGUUGGAUGGUAUAGGAAGCAUGGAGAUGACUAAUGGACAGUCGAGCACUAUAUAUUUUACAACCACGGCUUCAGAGAGAAGUAGCAGCUCUGAAUCUCUAAGUGAGCAAGCCUCUAAUGAUCCCAAGAAAAGUUUUGAUGCCGUGGUGUUUGAUGUCCUGAAGGUGACGCCAGAAGAGUUUGCUGACAUGGCUAACUCUUGUCGAAAGCCUAGCCCGCUCGUAUUUGAUUCUGAUAUCGCCGAGCGAUGGCGAAUGUUUGAGAAGGACUACUCUCAUAUCUGCAUCGUUCACCAAAACGAUCCCGAUGAUUUGAAGGCUACACUACUGUUGAAUUUAGCGGGUCCAGAGGCUAUGAUCUGCGCUGACUCGUUCGAAUUUGCACCUGCUCAACUGGAUGGGAAUGGACAGAGUCAGAUAACAUUAAUGGAUGCACCAGUUUUUAAAGCUAUUCAGCCUGAGGAGCUGUCAAGUGGUGGUUGGAACAAAAAGGAAAAGUACAGUUCCUCACCAAAUGUUGUAGCCUUCACUCGAAGGUUUAAUCAUGUUAGCUUUUGGGUUGUCCGAGAGAUUCUCACUGCACAAACACUAAAAAUAAGAGCAGAAGUUUUGAGCCACUAUGUGAAGACUGCAAAGAAAUUAUAUGAGUCGAAUAACCUCCAUGCACUAAUGGCUGUCGUGUCUGGAUUACAGAGUGCGCCCAUCUUCAGACUUACAAAAACAUGGGCGCUUUUGAACAGAAAAGAUAAAACAACUUUUGAAAAAUUAGAAUAUCUUGUGUCUAAAGAAGAUAAUUACAAAAGGCUCAGGGAUUAUGUUAAUAGUUUGAAAAUGACUCCAUGUAUUCCAUAUCUAGGCAUUUAUUUGUCUGAUUUGACCUAUAUUGACUCUGCAUACCCAUCCACACACAGCAUCAUUGAGAGUGAACAAAGAUCGAACCUAAUGAACAAUAUUUUGAGAAUAAUUUCUGAUCUUCAGCAGUCUUGUGAUUAUGAUAUCCCUUUGUUGCCUCAUGUUCAGAAAUACAUGUAUUCAGUACGAUACAUUGAAGAACUUCAGAAAUUUGUUGAGGAUGACAAUUACAAAUUGUCGUUAAGAAUUGAGCCUGGUACCAGUACACCGCAAUCCAUUGCCUCAAGAGAAGAUCUUGCAGGACCAGAUAUAGCACCAUCUCCACAGAGCAGCCGGCGAAGCAUGGCAGCUGAGGCAGCUGUAAUGAAUCCACCGCCAACUCCUCCUUCUUCUAGGCACCUGCUUCCACAUGGACACAGGAAGUCCCAUAGUCUUGGAUACAAUUUUAUACACAAGAUGAAUACACCUGAGUUUAAGAGUGCUACAUUUCCCAAUGGAAGACCUCGGCACUUGCUGGAUGAUAGCGUAAUGGAAAACUACACUCCUUCAAGAGUCCAGGCAGAAAGCUCCACCAUUUCCAGUGGAAUAUCACUAGGUAGUAGUGAAGGUUCUGAACUCAGUGAGGAGGUGUCAUGGCCAGCUUUUGAAAGGAGCCGUUUCUAUUAUUCCCUGUGUCCAGUGCCACGAAUUGGAAGGAAUGGCUCUCGAGGGCACAUGAAAGCAAACAGUUCUGUGGAAUCUGAAGAGCUCGCAAUAAACCUCUUCCCAGGAUGUGUUACAAUUCAAGGAGUUCUGAAAAGGAAAACAUUACUGAAAGAAGGCAAAAAGCCCACGGUUGCAUCAUGGACCAAGUACUGGGUGGCAUUAUGUGGCACAAAACUUUAUUACUAUUCAGCCAAAUCUUUAAAACCAACAGAAAGAAAGCAUUUCAAGUCAAGUUUGAGUAAGAGCGUUUCUGUCGUGGGUUGGAUGGUGAUGAUGGCUGAUGAUCCAGAACAUCCAGAUGUUUUCCAACUUACAGACUCUGAAAGGGGAAAUUCUUACAAAUUCCAAGCAGGUAAUAGAGGGAAUGCAAUGCUGUGGUUUAAGCAUCUGAGUUCUGCCUGCCAAAGCAACAGACAACAGGUUCCUGCAAACUUGAUGUCUUUUGAGUGACUGAAACAGUGGCAUAAUUCAAGACGGAUGCAGCUUGGCGAAUGCAUGCUGUUCAUGAAAGGACCUCAUGGAAGAGUUCCACGUUUGUUCUUUCUGUGCCAGGACUGAAGCCAGAGAUGUGCUUAAUAUUUUUAUAUCAGAGCACUGGCUUCACAACACCAACCACUAGGACAUUGUGGUAACAAUGCGGUAGUCCUGGAGCAGCUAAGACACAUUUGAUAAGAGAUCAGUAUCUCUGAGGACUGUGCAUCCCAUUUGCACUGACUGCCCUGUGGAACCACUGCCUUAAGUAAAGAUUUGUUACACCAAAUAGUGUACAUGUUAUGACCAGUAAUGCUGGGAUUUUUAAUGCAGAUAAUCCAGAUAGAUUAUAGUUACUGUAGUUAACAGUUUUGGGAGAGCUUACUUAGCUUUUUUUUUGCAUUUCCUAUCCCUUGAUCAUUCAUUCUGCUUAUUUGCUCGUCUAGUUAACCCAUGUUGGGUACAGAAAUGGAAUGAGCAAUAUGUUUAGUCAACAGUAUUACCAUGUAGAAAAAAUGCACAUCCAUAGGUUUUUAAUACCUAAAAUAUUUUAUUUUGUUGGAAAAGUGUUUUUUAACUGAACUGUUUUGUACCCAUGUAAUUUCCUUUUUUUUUUAAUUUUUACUAUGUGAACAAUUUUCCUGUGGAUUUUACUAUCUGCUGUAAUCUUGAAUGGAAAAAAAACUACCUGUGAUAACUUUAUACUAUGAACAUUCAGAUUUGCCAUUCGGCUAUUGUAUAUUUUUCUCAAUCUCUCCAGUAACGUAUACAGCUUGCUUUGAAUCUCUCACAUUCUGCUAACACAUGGCCUCCAAUUUAACAAGUAAUCCUCAAGUACUACUGAACCCGAUAAUAUCUUUCUAAUGCUUUUUGUGUGACUGGUGUCAUUUUCACAACUCUGAAUAUAGUGUGUGUGUGUGUGUGUGUGUGUGUGUAUGUAUGUACAGUAUGUUUGCACAAGCAAGAUUAAAGAGACUUUAGGUGCAGAUUGCAGAAAGUUUUCCUACUUAAUAAAUGUCUUGCAAGUGCAAGCAGCUUAUCUG